AGUACUGUACAGUACCGUCCCCCACCGGCCCCAGGAGCCACCGUUACUCCCACAUCCUAAUUAACUCAACCGCCAUUAAUAAACGAAUUCAGCACCGUACGAGUAUGACACAGUACUGUACAGUCCUUCGAUCCGGAUUCAGUCAAGUUCAAAGGCAAUUGCUCACAGAUAUCAAUCUGCUGCAGGCAUAUUUCUCACCUGUAGCGCUUAACCGACAUGGCAGAUGUUGGUACGAGCACACUGGUGCCGCCCAUCCUGAGCCUGUGGGGUAUUCACUUUAUCCUGCAAAGACAUUGCAGUGCUCAUCGCAGCAUCCCGAUACCAGUGCGUGAAGGAUCUUCUACCGUGCCCCCAUAUGCGUGCCUUGGCGAUCGGAUAUGCACCACUGGACCACUCGAGUACCGUAUGCUUCCAGAUAUUGCACCUUUUGGUACCGUCGCACAGCAAGACCCCAAAGCAAAAGCACGAUAAUUACAGCGCUAAUUCAUGCAAGAAUAAGGAGGUUCGGAGUUCUCAAUGCAACUAGCGUUGUACACGGUGCACUUUAUUCACAGGAAGAGAGGUUUUUAAUGUCUAUUUUCUCGAGCUGGAACUUAUUGUGACCCGAAAGAUGCACUGUACCCCGGUUGGCAGCUUGGAAAUCUAUCGUGGUUGAAAAGCACAGACGUACUGUACUGUACAGUGCAGUACAUUGCCGGGUUAUCGAGAAUUUCCAACCUCCCUAAUUGGCGCUACUUUCUGUGCCAGUGCUUGCAAUGUUUAUAUUGCCUUCAAGCGGAAUACAAGUGUUCAUCCAUAUUUUCUUCAAUCGGUUUAAUCCACCAAAGAGAUGCUCCAAAUGUCCCGCAGUGCCCGCGUUGCACAAAAAACAAUGUGCAUGCCAUCGUCCGACUGGCUACGAUCACAGCGAAAUGAUCGUGUUAACUAGCGCAUGGAAAUAAUUCAUUCCGUUUUCAUAAUAGCUAAUUACCCCACCAGCCCAUACCAGCACCAGAGCAGAGGGCACAGCAAUCGGAAUCUUCGAAACGCACGCCAACUGCCCGAGGCAAAGGUUCAAUCCCCCAAGUCGGGAACGGUGCCGCAGACGUCUUACAAAUGAGACAUUAGCCAACCUCUUACAACUGGAAUUCCCGUACGCCAAGUGAUCACCGCUAAUGGCUCCCCGGUCCCGAGCUCCGUACGGUUAGUUGCACUACCGCGACGCUUCUGUACGAGUACCGGCUCGACCUUGCGCUGAAGAUACGUGGUAUUGGUGUUUCUGUGGGGGUCUGUCAGGUCAUAAUUCUGUUGUGCUCGUGCAAGCAAUGUCUCCUCGUACGCCUGCAGUGCUUG
This is a messenger RNA of Tuber aestivum (summer truffle), 1332 nucleotides long. Lineage: Eukaryota; Fungi; Ascomycota; Pezizomycetes; Pezizales; Tuberaceae. The record is from the annotation of a GenBank genome assembly.